UACCAAGUCCUUGGUAAUUCGAACAGGUUCCAGAAAUAGGCAAGUGUCGGUGGAGUAUCAGAAGCUGUUUGUGAAGAAAUACGGAAUCUACUUGGCUCCUGCUUUUAAACGUAAAGUCGUCGCAAUGGUUGGAGGUAAGUCAUUUCAAACUCAAAUUCUUCAUUGCGGCGUUGAGGUAAACUGAUAUGGAAGUGCAGUGAAGUGAAAUAAGAUGGGCAUCCCAGUAAAUACGUUGCAUUUCCAAGUAGGAAGCAACCCAGGACUUGGAUGGUCUCUGGUGCUCUUGUAAGUGGAUUCCGCACUGUAGGCAAUGCUCCUUUUGUUGUGGUGAAUUGUUCCGAGUGGUGGUACAUCUUUCGGAUACUGUAUUUUUGUGAUUGCCAUAUAUGUCACUGAUGGAACAAUUUGCAUUUUGUUCCCCUUUGUCUAGUUUUAACGUUUUCCAUUCUGUGUAGGUGCUGGGUUAGGCAUUCGCGUUUGUCUAAGGCAUUCGCAAUAACGACGUGUUGUUGUUGAGGCUACCUUGGUAAUUUUGUUCCCCCUUGCUUCGGUUGAAAUAGAUUAUUGUUAAGUAUUAACUGGAAAGAAAUAUGAUGACGAAAACGAAACAAUGUAUCGCGAAAGAAAAUCGUGAUUUGUUUUUGGAAUAUUUCAUUUCAUUCUCUAUUUAUCCUUCACGUGAUAUUAAUCUGUUGCCGAUGAAAAACGGAAAAUAUCAACGACUUUACAUAUGCAAGACGAAAGCGAAACAGAAAGGGCCAGGGGGGAUCGACUAGCAUCACCUUAAAUGAUUUAGAGAAACGAAGAGGAAAAGACGCCGGAACGAUGACCAAGAAACCGAAAUGCUGUUUGAUUCGUAAAAGAUGAGACAGGAGAUGCAGAGGAAACGUGAAAGAAGAGAACCAGAGGCGCGAUUAAUUCGAGAAAAAGGAGAACAGAAUCCUGAUGCUUCUGUGCGAAGGCGAAAGGAUGGGACAUAAUUUUUGCGGGACGAUUCGAUCAUUUCUUCUUAUUUUGGCGAUGUCUACGUGCUGUCUCACGGCUGCUCCACCUGAUCUUCAAGCAAGAGUUGAACAACUUGAGAAAAACUAUGUCACAAUGAAAGAACAUUUGGAAGCCAAAAUUAUUGAUUUGGAGACGAAAGUCGGGCGACUGGAAGCCAAAAUUGAAGUGCAAGAUUCACUUUUGGCUGUUCUGGAAAAAGGACAUGACCCUUUGAUAGAUAAUGUCGCCAUCAGUCGACCUCAUCGUCAGAUCGCAAUUCUUCGUACGUGCCAUGAAAUCAACAUAGCAAAUCCGUCGUACCCCUCCGGUAUGUACUGGAUUGAUCCAGACGGACAAGGCAUCGGAGAUCCACCAAUCCACGUCUAUUGCGACAUGGAGGCACCCGAGGCGGAUGAAUCUAACUGGUGGUUUGAUGCUGUCAAAGGCACAACAUCCAUUUUGCAUGACAGUGAGUCGGAAAUGGACAUAGGAAGUUGCACAGAACCCGGAUGUUAUUCGAGGCAAAUCAAAUAUAAUGCAAGCGAUGUACAAAUCCAAGCGUUGAUUCAAUUCUCCGAAAACUGCGCACAAAACAUUGAGUACCGUUGCAGGAAAUCGCUGUAUAAGUACAACGGGACCGUCUAUGCUUGGUGGUACGGCAAAGACGGGAAAAGGAAAGAGUUUCCCAGUUCGACGAAUUGCGUCAACCUCGAUGACACAGAAAAGUUAGAAAGAGAUUUCAUAGACGAGCGUGAUACGGUGCCUUAUACGCGCUUCCGUUUCAGCAACCCGUUUAAGGGCUCCGGCAAACACAAAGUGAGCCGGUUACGAUGUCACGGAAAUGCAAAAACUGUGGCAAUGCCGAGAUCGUGCGACGAUUUGUGGCGGAUAGGACACACUCUCAACGGAAUCUACUCAGUCAGGGGAGAUAAACAAAUAGAAACUGUUUUCUGCCAAUUUGAUAAACGAUCUAAUGAACGAGAUUUCCAGAAGAAGAUCGGAUAUCAAGACAUAAAAACAAAGUCAAUAUACUUCUACGUACAGAAAGACAAACAUUUUACGGAAAGAAACGUUCCACUUCCGUUUGAGCGUAGCAUAGCCAACAUUGGAUGGGCCAUGGAUUUGGGAAGUGGCGUAUUCACAGCGCCCGUCAACGGAACUUACUUCUUUUCUUUUGCUGGACUCGCGCAAUUUCCGAUGCUUACAGGUCCAGAUCCAGUUCCAGUGCAAAGGGAACUAGGCGCUAAUCUUUAUAAAAAUGGUGGAAGAAUAGCAAUCAGUCAGGUUAACAAAGGCUACCUCGUAUAUCCGGAUAAUCUAAGUCCAAUCACCCUUCAAAGUACUAUAUCUUUGCAAGCCGGAGACAAAGUAUGGAUCCAGAUAUAUAUUGGGAUCAGUGGGGGGUUUCUAUACGGCGACAGGCAGUGGAGGAACCCGGGUUCCCACACGCAUUUUAACGGGUGGCUUUUAGAAGAAGAAAUCUAAGCAACAUGUAGACGUUUUUCACACCAUGGUGUGCCAGCGAAGAGUACGACCACAAUCAAAAGGCACCAACAAGCAUAAAACGUCAUUCAAUCCCAUUAUGAAUGUAGGUUCAUAUCUCUGGAGCGACAUUAGAAGACUAUUGUCGACAUCUUAGUGAACAAGAUAAUAAAAAAAUUCAACAAAAAUGUGCGCACACCGAUUCAAAUCUUCAAUGAAAAGUAUAACAAAACACCCAGAACUAAAUUUCAAGGAGUGAAGGCGAAGUCGAAGAAUAGAUAUCAAGCCCUCGAUAUUUCAAACUAGUUCCAGAACUAGGAAAGUGUCGAAGGAGUAUUAGAAGUUGUUUGUGAAAAAACACGGAAACUACCAGGCUCCUGCUUUUAAUCGUCAGUCGUUGCAAUGGAUGACUGAGCUGUUUGAAUUUAAGAUUUAUUUUCUAUUAGUCAGUCUUACUUUUCUUUGUUUAUUCAGGUAGAAUUAUUCCAAAAUCAAGUUCUCCUAUGUGGAGUUGAGGUUCACUGAUUUUGAAAAAUACUGAAGUCAAUUAAGAUCGAACGGAAUUGAUAUCUCAGCAAAUACAUGAAAAGAGAAAGAGGCAAAACAAAUUUACGAAAUAUGGCAUCACCAAAACUAGAUGAUACCAUUUUCCACGUCAUCAUGUCGGCUGCAUUUUUUGGUUCAAUAUUGUUGCAAGCCCAGUGAUAAGGUGCAGCCAUCAUGUGUGGAAGGACUUGGCGAGAGACGAUCCUGUCGUUGAUAAGGUUUCAUUUUGCCUGAAGUUACAACUUUUCGUUGGUUUGUUAUUACUUGCUUUUGCAUCUGUGCUGAAGUGCGUUUGUUUUUCUUGAGCAGCAUUCCAAUGAUUUACAGUCUCGUACUAACUGAUCAUUCUGAACCUCUGAGAGUUCUUUGCUGGCAAAAUGCAAGUCAUUUCAGAAAACUAUGAUGGUUCUACAAUGAUAGAUGGUUCUACAAUGAAGAUGGACUUGUGUCACUUGUUGGCCAAGGGUGUGUAUUUUACCUCUACAACCACUCUUACUGAAGCCCAGUUCCGUCUAGUUCAACAGGCAGCGGAAGCUUGGAAGUUUGGUCAGAAUAUUCUGCAGUAUCCAUUCUACUCAAGAUUGUCAAGAUGUGAAAGUAAGCUGUAAAGGAGUCAGUUGUUUACAGCGUGCUGGGCCGAGGACUUGUUUCAAAUUCUUUUUAAAUUACAGGCUGUUUGUUGCGAGGCUAUAGCUUCUGUUCAACGUGUUGGCAUUUUAGCUAUGUAUUUCUCCACUACUCUACUUACAUUCAAUUUCUGCGUAUAUCAUGAAAAACCUAAACAUCAGAGCAUUGAGAUAUGAUUUACUGUGAUUAUUGUUAUAUCUGACUUUAUUAAAGUUGUUGGCUUCUGUUUGUUUCCCGGAGCAGUUAAUGAUUAUUGAUACUUUCAGGUUUUUGAUGUGGGGUUUCUGUGGGGUCGGACCUUACCGUGUGAGCGAUUUCUUACCCAGUCUGGAGGUUUAUUAUUCUAUAUGGCUUUCAAUGGGGAUCUGUUACAAAGAUUUCAUGCAGACAUCGUCGUGUUCCUUUCGUCCAAUUAACGCAUGGGGUUUUGUCAACACAGGAUCCUUUCGUCUGACGUCAAGCUGAUCCCGCACGAGCAUCCAACGUACCGCAGCCUAUUGUUAAUCCAACGAGGUUAAAUUAAAAAAAAAAGCCGAUACUAUCGUUAGGUUCUUCCGGAACGUUUCGAUUUGCUAUUCUGAAACUCGUUAACGCCAUUUUGGAACGUUAUUGAACGUAAUUUGACGUAUGAGUAGAUUCAAUUCCUUCCUCAUUUUUCAGUUUUCUACGUGAGUGUAGGAUGGUGUGACGAACUACAAUGUGCGUGUGUUUACAACGUCGGGAUAACUUCGGAAUACCCGUUUUAUUGCCGAGGGUUACGGCAGACCGCAAUUGUUACGUAGGCAUGCGGUCCAAUUGUUAUUUCCUGAGUUGGCAACCACAAUGACGUGAUGAGUAUGACGUUUGAAAAUCAUUGAAUGGGACUUAGGUGAACUUUGAGUUUCUUAACUUGUUUUUAUUAAUCUGCGUAAAACGUAAUUCAAACGUGGAUCCGUCACUAAUACUGGAAUUUUUACGUGAACUUUGAGGUUUUUAACUUGUUUCUGUUGAUCUGCGCAAAGCGUAAACCAAACGUGGGUCCGUCUCUUCUGGAAUUUUUCCUUUCACGUCUUUUCCACCGGGAUAUCCUACAAUCUGCUGUGUUUUAUUUGGUGAUGCUGUAGAAACGUUCAAACUUCUCUGCAUAUAUAGGAAGCGUGCUUCAGUGUCAAUCUAUCAGAAAAGGUUUGGAGAUCAAACAGAAUAGAAUAUUUGGUUUGAUCUGUUUUCAUUACUUUUAGCCAUGCAAGUGUAUGUGUUUGGUUUGUUGUGGCUAGGGUUAUUCAUCUCUUCAUCUUACGGUUUGACACUGAAACCUCUGGCUGAAACACAUCAACUUGGUCUUCAAGACGAAUCAAUCAAAGACGUUCAAUUUAGCGUCGUUUCCAUAAAAGAAGAGCUGGCAGCAUUGGGUGAACAUCCCGAAACAUUGUGUCCAUUCCGAGUGGAAAGUAGAACUGUCGAACAGGAUCACCCUCUCGGUAAUCUUGUUGUCGAAAUAAGCGAAAUCGUUUGUUCGGGAUCGUGCACUUCUCAAACCUGUGGAGGAGCAGGACGCACAUGUAAACAGCUGACGACAGAUUUACGUUUGGCCGUCAAUCAUCCAGCGACUGGGCUACCUGAGGCUAUCAUCGUCACAAAUAUGGCCAUCGGGUGUAGUUGUGCACCAGACGAUUCGGGAGCUCUUGGUGAACAAGUUUUACGACGCUGAAGAUUCAUUUGAUAAGUUUGAUUACAUCCAAGCAGCAUUUCAGCUGCUAAUUUAUUAUCAGAUCUUAUUUCAUGUUUUAAUUAAUGCAAGAUAUUGUUCCGUAAAGUAUGAUCUUUCAGCUUCCUUAACAAUGCUGUCAUGCCUUGUAUUCCUGUCUUAACUUUACGGAGUGCCAUGUUUUAAGUUUGCUGAUUGGUGUCAGAUCAAAUAAAUAUUGAGCAUAAUUUUACAAACGAA
This is a messenger RNA of Daphnia carinata, 5566 nucleotides long. RefSeq lists its product as uncharacterized. The coding region runs from base 946 to 2469 and encodes 507 amino acids. The transcript is spliced from 13 exons. NCBI's taxonomy places the organism in Eukaryota, Metazoa, Arthropoda, Branchiopoda, Diplostraca, Daphniidae. The record is from RefSeq and is a predicted model, not a curated record. Gene Ontology annotation, molecular function: protein binding; extracellular matrix structural constituent.